Molecule: messenger RNA, 5166 nt
Organism: Zootoca vivipara (common lizard)
Lineage: Eukaryota; Metazoa; Chordata; Lepidosauria; Squamata; Lacertidae
Gene: NASP
Product: nuclear autoantigenic sperm protein
Biological process (GO): DNA replication-dependent chromatin assembly; CENP-A containing chromatin assembly
Cellular component (GO): nucleoplasm
Molecular function (GO): histone binding
Source: RefSeq, a predicted model, not a curated record
AUUCAGCAUAAGGGAAUUUCCCUUAAAGAAAGGGAGAACUUGACAGCUAUGCAACUGCUGCAUGUUAAUGUGAGAUUAAGAACAUAAGAACCCUGUUGAAUCACAUCAAAGGCCCACCUGACCCAGCAGGGGUGGUCCUCUGCAACAUUUGACCCCCUCAAGUUUCUGAACACUGGGCUUUGGGAAGGAGGUGUGAGGGCUCUGGCAGGGUCACACAGUCCUCCUGUCUCCUUCCCAAAGCCUGGUUAGCGCUUUCCCAGCUCUUUAUUGAAGAACUUCAGAAACAUGCCUAUGCAAGCUGUAAGGGAGAAUCAAAAAAAGUGUGAGACUGAAGAGAAGAUGUGUAAAGUUAAACUAGCCAAAAAAAAAAAAGAAAAAAGGCUGAGAUAUUUCCCCAUGUCACUGGUGCCAACAUGCACCACAACCACUAACAUCUACAACCUUUGCAUUAGGCAGGCAAUUUACCUUAUUUAAUGAAUGAAGUUCAGCCUAUGAAAGUAAAGACCCAGCAGGAUGACAUUUAGGUAGGUAGAAGCUUUUAGCAGGGAACUAAUGACGAGAGGAGGAGCAGCUGUUGAUAGCAGAAUAGUGAUGAAGUUCUUAGCGGCAUAAUCAAUGUCAGUGUCUACUGUACUCAUUUAAAAAUCUUCUCCAUCACUAGUUGUUUUUUAAAUGAGACUCAACUUUGAAAAAAAUUACUCUAACUGAAAAAGUAUAUUGAAGUUUCAAAUUGGUGGGCUGGUUCACAGAAGCCUUACAGCCAACAUGGAAAUUCAAACACACAUAAGACUUAAUUUAUAUAAGAAGAUGUGGAAACAAACUGCAGACUAAACUACUCCAACUGUAAUCUUUGCAUUAAUACUGAUUAGGUCAGUAUGUUUUGAUUGGGAAUUAUUGCUGCCUAAAAGACAUUGCUGUUAUUACUAGUGCAGUUUCCCUUAUUUUUGCUAGGUGGCCAGAUACAAGAGGCUCCUGCACCCUUAAUAGUUGUGCAGAAGAAUUUUCAACAGGUGUAAGCUUGUGUCUGCUAAAAUUCCACCCUACACAACUAUCCUGUCCUGUUUUUAACCCAGUUAUUCGUAAUAUACGCUUUCAAGAGGUAUUAACUGUUCUCUAACUAGAGACAACUACUAGUACCGUGUUUCUCCAAAAAUAAGACACCGUCUUAUAUUGAUUUCUCCUAAAAAAAAACACUGCUUAUUUUCAGGGGAUGUCUUAUUUUUUAUUAAGUUUAACCUACAAGGUUAAACUGCCUAUCACUAGGGCUUAUUUUCGGGGUAUGGCUUAUUUUCGGAGAAACUCAGUAGUAUGGUUAGUAGGAUUUUGUUCUACCGUAUGUUAGCAGUUUGUGUCUACUCCCAUAAGGCGGCAAUUUGUGCACACUUACAGCAGAAUCCUGUGUAGUUAGGUGUGCCUGAGACCACUGAAAUAAACAUGUUUAGGCAUGCUUAACUUUGCAUAGGGUGAUUGUGGACCUUGGAAGAAAGCCUACCAAACACAAUAGGCCAUUCUUAUAAGGCUGGUACUGAACCAGAAAAAAUGUUGCAGCAUUUGAUGUUUUGGCAGUUUCUUGGUCUUAAUUAGCUACUGGCAUGCUCCAGGAAGGUUAAUUUCUAAUGCUGCAACCCUAAGCAUACGGUUCUUGUUAAGGAGAUUACAUAGCCUGCACAUGUUCAGAGAUACAAUCUAUUAUUGAGAGCUAGUGAUGCAGCGGGUAAGUAUUCCUCAGCCAGCUUAGCCAACUGUCAAGGAGGGUGGGAAUUGUAGUCUGACAGCAUUUGGGAACCAAGGCUGAAAAAUAAGAGAACCGCAGAUAAAUAGGUCUGAAAUCCUCACUAAGCUACGAAGCUGUGUCUUUGGGUCAAUCACUUUCUAAGCCCAGUCUACUAGACUAGAAAUAUGACAUAUCCAGUACACACACAUCUCAGUAGGGAAGACUCGGGCAGGUAUUAUCCUCUGUGCGUUGUUUCCUACAAUCGCAGUGCUUUAUUUUUUCCUAGCCUUAGCGAAGACUGAGGUGCAUUUGGGGACACCACUGCAUUGCCAGGCUAACCCUGCCCUCUGCCGGUAGAGACCCCGGCGUCAUAGAUGAGGGUCAGGUGAGUCGCGCCACUUCCACCCGCUCCCGGGUCACACUGCAACCUCUUUGAUGUACGGAACGCUGGGGGAUCGGGAGCUCCCGUGUUGUGUUCAUUCGUUAUAUCUGAAGCAUGCGUGGUGUGAUCCAGGACCUUGGUUUUUAAAGAUACCGUACAUAAACACAAAUGGUCUUAUAAAAUACGCUGGAGGAAGGGGGUUGCCCAGCAGACUAGAUGAUCCGUGUCAGAGCAGUUAAAGAGGUCAGAGGGUUAAGACAGUUUCUGACUCUUUAGCCGCCCGCAGAGCUAAUAGAUCUCUGAAUGGAUGCUAUUUCACAGCCUUUCCCAGUAUGCUCUUCAACUGUCUACGGACUACAAGCACUCUGAACUUGGAACUACAUUUUCCGGCACGCUACAAAAGUAGUGGGCUAGGUUUACUCCGAGUCGGCGGACUACGUUACAGCAACCAGAGCGAGAGUGGGAGGUGACGUUUCCAACACGAUCGAGGGUUUCUCUGGCAUUCGUCCUGUUGCGCUUAUUUUGCUUUUUUUUCAGCGCCUCGGGACGAGUUCCGGCUUCCCGAAAGGCUUCACAUGGAGGCGCGAGGCAUGCUGGGAGCCGUAGUUCCUUUGCCUUGAGAGCGUGCCUCGCGCUGCUGGGGCGUGUCCUCAGGGGGCUAUAAAAGCAUCUGGAGGGUCGGUGGGCUGCGUUUCUCGGCUGAUUGUUGUCACUCCGUCGGGGUCUUGAGUUUCAGAAUGGCAGAAGAAUCUGCUGCUCCUUCUACUUCCGCUGACAAAACUGAGAGUAUGGAUGUGGAUGCAGAAGCCAAGAAAUGUCUCGGCUUGGGGCAGAAAAAUCUGGUAAUGGGAGAUAUUCCAGCUGCUGUUAAUGCAUUUCAGGAAGCUGCUUCUCUGUUGGCAAAUAAGUAUGGUGAAACUGGAAAUGAGUGUGCAGAAGCUUACUUUUUUUACGGGAAAUCACUUCUGGAAUUGGCAAGAAUGGAAAAUGGUGUGCUGGGAAAUGCCUUGGAAGGAGUGCAGGUGGAAGAGGAGGAAGAAAAAACAGAAGACUCAAUGGUAGAAAGUGCUGAUAAUAUAGAUGAAGAAGCAAGGGAGGAAUUAAGAGAGCAGGUAUAUAAUGCCAUGGGGGAAAAAGAUGAAUCCAGAAAAAAUCCUGAAGAGUCUCUGGUGCAUACAGGAGUGGAGAUGCAGCUGAAGGAUGUUGAAAUGGAAGAAGUUAAGGAAGAAGAAGUAGCUAAGGAAGAAAAAACAAAAGCAGCAGCUCUGGAUGGAGAAGAUACCACUGUUGUGGAGAAAAAGCAAGAGCAAGAGAAGGCAGAAAAGCAGGUAGAGGCAGCUAUGGAAGAACAAAACGUCGAUGAAGUAACUACUGAGGUAGCAUUAGAAGAUGGUGCUGCUAGGGAAGAGAAGCCAGUGGAUGCAGAAGGGACAGCUGGAGAAAAGAAGCCAGUGGUGGUAGAAGAGGCUAGGGAAGAUGCUGCUGUACACAGAGUGGUGGUUUCGGAAGAUGCAGCUGUGAAAAUUAAUCCAGUAAUAGAAGAGGCUGCAGAAGCAGCUGGGGGAGAUACUACUUUAGAAAAACAAGUGGCUGCAGGGGAAGCACCUGGGAAAGAGAAGGUAGUUGAGAUAGCAGCUCAAGAGAAGAGAGAAGAGGUAGAAAAGCAGGCAGACACAAUUGUAGAAAAUAAUCCAAUAGUAGAGGAAUUGGUAAAAGCUUCAGGUGAGUUAGAAAAAGUUGAGAAAGUUGAAGGCCAGGCAGAAAAAACAGAAGAACAGCCAGCCAAAGCUACUGCUGAGAAGACAGAGGACAUGAAGCCUGCCACAGAACAGGUGGUGGUGAACUUGAAAGAGAAGGAAGAAACAUUGGAUUCAAGAGAAGUAGAACCUUCAGCUCCAAAUGAAACCACUCCUUCAGGGAGCAUCAAGCAGUCACAUGAAAUGGAACCAGAAGAAAAAGCUGAAGUUGCUCCUAAGGUAGAAAAGGAAGAAGAAAAGGAUGACGAGAUGGGAGAGGGCGAAGAGAUGGAAGGAUCAGAAGAGGAAGAUAAAGUUGAAGAGGAUAAAGAAAAUGACUCCGCAGUUGAAGAGGAUAAAGAAAAUGACUCUGCAGUCGAAGAGGAUAAAGAAAAUGACUCUACGGUUGAAGAAAAGGAGAGUGAAGAAGACGAUGUUGGGAACUUAGAACUGGCUUGGGAUAUGCUGGAGUUAGCAAAAGUAAUAUACAAAAGACAGGACACGAAAGAAGCUCAGCUCCUUGUUGCUCAGGCUCACCUAAAACUAGGAGAAGUUAGCAUCGAAUCUGAAAACUACUCUCAAGCGAUAGAAGAGUUCCGUUCUUGCCUGGCUCUUCAGCAGAAGUACUUAGAGGCUCAUGACCGCUUGCUUGCAGAGACUCAUUAUCAUCUUGGGUUGGCCUUUCACUAUGAUAAUCAGUACGAUGAAGCAGUGUUGCAGUAUAGUAAAUCGUUGGAAGUCAUUGAUAAAAGAAUGGUGAUGUUGACUGAGCGACUAAAAGCAAAAGGGGAAGGAUCAGCUGAGGAUGAGAAGGAAAUUUUAGAACUCGAGGGACUGCUUCCUGAAAUUAAAGAGAAGAUAGAGGAUUCAAAGGAGUCUCAAAAGAGCGCAAGAAUAGCCCUGACUGUGAAAGCAACUUUGGUUGGUGGAUCUUCUUCUAGUUUUCCACAGGCAACUGAAAGCAAUCCGGCUUCAGCUAUCCCAGCUGGGCAAAAAACUGAUGGAGCUCCUCAGUGUAUUACAGACAUCUCCCAUCUUGUCAGAAAAAAGAGGAAACCCGAGGAAGAAACUCAACAGGGAGACAAUGAAGCUAAGAAAUCUAAACCAGAACCGGCUGUCAAUGGUGGUGGUGAUGCUACUCCCAGUGGAAAUGAGGUUGCAGAGAAAAAGGAAGAGGAGGCAGAGGAAAGGCCACAAGUUGAAACGGUUCAAAGUCCUGUAUGAUGCAGUUUUAAUAUUGGACACUCCCUCCCAAGGCCAGUGGGUUUUGUAUAUAAUGUAUUUUUUCACUUUUGGCAACUUUUGUAUUCAAUAAAGAUUACUCAAUCAUUUAA